UCUGCCUGUCACACUCAUCUGGAGUUGGGCGAGCUCCACAUCCUCUCCAUGAUCCCUCAGCAGUCAGAGAGGCAACAUCCUCAGCGAGGGGAAGCAGGUCUCACUGAGACUCUGCUCUGCAGCAGGAGGAAAGCGAUGAAGUGACUUCAUUUCAAGACUCUCCAGAAAAAAGAAUUAAACUUCUGAACACGAGAAAAGACCGGAACCUUUCGCGUUAAAGGAGAUAGAAUCCUGGUUGGGGAAAAAUGAUGGAACUGACGAUUCAGUUGAUCCCAACGGGGGAGAUCAUCUUUUCUCCAGGGAAGAAUGGAGAAAACUUCUGCCACGGCUGCAAGGUGGUGGCUAGUGAAGGUGUGCGGGCUAUGAUGGAGUCGGCCCUAACAGCAAGAGACCGGGUCGGCGUGCAGGACUUUGUCCUGCUGGAGAACUACACCAGUGAGGCCGCCUUUAUAGAGAACCUACGUAAACGCUUCAAGGAGAACCUCAUCUAUACCUACAUCGGUUCAGUGCUGGUGUCAGUUAACCCGUACAAAGACCUGGAAAUCUACAACAAGAACCACAUGGAGCGAUACCGGGGCGUCAAUUUCUACGAAGUCUCACCACACAUCUAUGCCGUGGCUGACAACUCCUACCGUUCCAUGAGGACCGAGAGGAAGGAUCAAUGCAUCCUGAUCUCUGGGGAGAGUGGCGCCGGAAAGACGGAGGCGUCUAAAAAGAUCCUGCAGUACUACGCCAUCACAUGCCCAGCCAGUGCGCACGUGCAGACCAUCAAAGAUCGCCUGCUGCAGUCCAACCCAGUGCUGGAGGCGUUUGGGAACGCCAAGACAUUGCGCAACGAUAACUCCAGCCGCUUCGGCAAAUACAUGGAUAUUCAGUUUGACUUCAAGGGCGCGCCCGUUGGGGGUCACAUCAUCAACUACCUGCUGGAGAAGUCCAGAGUGGUCCACCAGAACCACGGCGAGAGAAACUUUCACAUCUUCUAUCAGCUGAUUGAGGGUGGGGAGGAGGACCUGCUGAGGCGCCUGGGCCUGGAGAGGAACCCCCAGCAGUACCACUAUCUGGUCAAAGGCAACUGUCCCAAAGUGAGCUCCAUCAACGACCGCAGCGAUUGGAAGGUAGUGAGGAAAGCCCUGACUGUGAUUGGCUUCAAUGACGAUGAGGUGGAGGAGCUGCUCAACAUCAUUGCAAGCGUGCUUCACCUUGGCAACGUACAGUACGGAGGAGAAGAAGGGAGCGCCUGCAUCACCUCAGACACUCAGAUAAAGUACCUGGCCAGGCUGUUGGGAGUGAAUGGAGCUGUGCUGACGGAGGCACUAACACACAAGAAGAUCACUGCAAAAGGCGAGGAGCUGAUGAGUCCGCUGAACAUGGACCAGGCCUCUUCUGCUCGGGAUGCGCUGUCCAAGGCGGUGUAUGGACGCACUUUCACCUGGCUGGUUAACAAGAUCAACUUUUCCUUAGCCAACAAGGAUGAGUCUAACAAAAAUUAUUCAGUCAUUGGUCUGUUGGACAUCUACGGCUUUGAGGUUUUCCAGAACAACAGCUUUGAGCAGUUCUGCAUCAAUUACUGCAACGAGAAGCUGCAGCAGCUCUUCAUCGAACUAACCCUCAAGUCUGAGCAGGAGGAGUAUGAGGCUGAAGGCAUCACGUGGGAGCCUGUCCAGUAUUUUAACAACAAAAUCAUCUGUGACCUGGUGGAGGAAAAGUUUAAAGGCAUCAUCUCCAUCCUGGAUGAAGAAUGUUUGAGGCCCGGAGAUGCCAGUGACCUGACCUUCCUGGAGAAGCUGGAGGACACCGUGGGAGGGCAUCCACACUUUGUCACUCACAAGCUGGCUGAUGGAAAGACCCGGAAGGUGAUGGGCAGAGAUGAGUUCAGGCUGCAGCACUACGCUGGAGACGUCAACUACAACGUGAAUGGGUUUCUCGACAAGAACAACGACUUGCUGUUCAGGAACUUGAAGGAGGUCAUGUGCAUGUCGGAGAACAAUAUCCUGACCCAGUGCUUCGACAAGGAGGAGCUGAGUGACAAGAAGCGUCCUGAAACGGCAGCCACUCAGUUCAAAACCAGCCUGGCGAAGCUGAUGGAGAUCCUGAUGUCCAAGGAGCCGUCAUACGUCCGCUGCAUCAAGCCUAAUGACUCCAAGCAAGCAGGUCGGUUCGAUGAGGUGCUGAUCCGUCACCAGGUCAAGUAUCUGGGUCUGAUGGAGAACCUGAGGGUGAGGAGGGCUGGCUUCGCCUACAGACGGCGUUACGAGGUCUUCCUGCAGAGGUACAAGUCUCUGUGUCCAGAAACGUGGCCUAACUGGCACGGAAAGCUGUCAGACGGAGUCUCCACUCUGGUCAAACAUCUGGGAUAUAAACCUGAGGAGUACAAAAUGGGCAGAUCUAAAAUCUUCAUCCGUUUCCCCAAAACUCUGUUUGCCACUGAAGAUGCUCUGGAGACCCGGAAACAUGGUCUUGCCACCAAACUGCAGGCGGGAUGGAAGGGCUACAGCCAGAAGUCCAAAUACCAAAAACUCAGAGGUUCAGCCAUCGCAAUCCAAGCGUGGUGGAGGGGCAUCCUGGCCAGGAGGAGAGCAAAGCGCAGACGGCAGGCUGCUGAUAGAAUUCGCAGGUUUAUCAAAGGUUUCAUCAAUCGCCACAAAGAACGCUGCCCAGAGAACGAAUACUUCCUGGAUUAUGUUCGUUACUCGUUCCUGACAAAUCUACGGAAGAAUCUGCCCAAGAACGUUCUGGACAAGAACUGGCCGACACCUCCAGCGGCUCUCACUGAGGCCUCAGAACUUUUACGGAAGAUGUGCAUGCAGAACAUGGUGUGGAGCUACUGCAAGAAGACAAGUCCAGAGUGGAAACAUCAGAUGGAGCAGAAGAUGAUUGCCAGCGAGAUCUUCAAAGAUAAGAAGGACAACUACCCCCAGAGCGUGUCCAAGCUGUUUCUCAACACGAGGCUCACUGGAGAGAACAUCAGUCCCAAGGUGCUGCAGGCUCUGGGCAAUGAGAAGAUGAAGUAUGCAGUAACGGUGACAAAGUACGACCGGAAGGGCUACAAGGCUCGGACCCGCCAGCUGCUGCUCACCGCCAACUCUGCCAUCAUCGUGGAGGAGGGCAAACUGAAGCAGCGCAUCGACUAUGGAGCCCUCAAAGGCAUCUCGGUCAGCUCUCUCAGCGACGGCCUUUUUGUUCUGCACGUGCCCAGUGACGACAACAAACAAAAGGGUGACGUGAUUUUGCAAAGCGAGCACGUGAUUGAGACCUUGACCAAGAUCGCCAUCUGUGCCGACAAAAUCAACAACAUCAACAUCAGCCAGGGCAGCAUCCAGUUUACAGUGGGUCAAGGGAAAGAGGGGGUCAUAGACUUCACCGCCGGGUCAGAACUGCUGGUGACCAAGGCAAAGAACGGACACUUGUCUGUGACGGCGCCCAGACUGAACAGCAGAUGAUCCCCAUCCACAAAGAGGAAGCCCCUCCUGAGCUCUGCCCUCCUCCCUCCACUGGGCUCCAGGCCGCCCUCUGCAUCAGCCAAUCACACACCAGCAGUCCUUCGUGGAGGAGCUUUUGCUUUCAAUGUAACAGAGAAAAACCCAGCUAAACUAAUUGUUAUAUAUUUAUGUUUAUAAUUAAUAUUUGGGGGGAAUUAAUAUUGUUGCUUGUGGAAUAUUCAGAUUUUUUUUUAUUGUCAGGAAUAAUAAAUGUAUGUUGUUGUGCUUGAUUUGGGAACAAAAAACUGAUGGAAAAGUCUGGAUCAGAACCAGUAGGGGAGGUGAGAUAUUGCUUCAAAGCUCAUCAGUCAGGAAGGGAAAGUACGUUUACUUCUUGACUUGUAAAGUUGACGCUGCUCCUCCUGAACGCCAUUGAUCUGUUGGAAUGUGAUGGCGUGGGGUUUGGUGAGGAAGAGCAGCUUUUCCAUCACAUGGAUCGUCUGCGGCUCAGCCGGAACAGCUGACGUACUACUGAAUUGACUUCACUCGGCUGUUCUUUGUGCAGCUUUCCAAAAGCGUUUGGGGAUCAUCACUGUGUGUGCGUGUUUUGGAAAUACUUCAAAAUGUAUGGAAGUUGAGGAGGAAGGGAAGACAAGUGACGUAAGCAGAAGCUGCUUCCUGUGCCUCACCUGCCUGUUUACCUGAGAGGAGCAGCUUUAUCUCAAACACAUAAAUUUAGCCAACAGAUUUACAGCUGAUUUAUAUUCAUAUGUCAGAUUUUAUAACUGAAAACCUGUCAGGUGGAAGCAGACAAAACUGAACCAACUCUCAUCCUAAAGUAACAUUUGAUGAGUCAGCGAUGGUGCAAAAACCAAAGUCUAAAGUUUUUUUUUUAAAUAAAGCAGGUCUGUGACAUUUUGAUGAAAGUUUUGUGCCAACAUGUAUAACAAUCUGCCAAUUUCAUGAUUUUUGCUAAAGGUAAGAGUUUUCCAAAAAUGUCUCUAAAUGUAUGGGCGGAUGAAUAAUCCUAAAGUCCCGUCUGGACGCUUGCCGCUUGCCUUUCCUGUCUGUGAUGCUUUUUCAACCAUUAAAAUGACCGCAACUCGACACGUUUGUGGUAGUUGGACGCUCGACAAACCGGAUCUACAGCCAGCAUCCACCGUCCAACUCCACCUCUGUGAGACCAAAGACUGCUGAAGAAAAGCUGCCACUUCAGAGGAGCUGGAAGGAGUUUCCAGCUUGAUUUUCUUCUUCUCGCCUCUGGAGAAACGCCGGUGGCAGCAUGCACCUACAAGCCAGAGGACCCACUUUGUGCUUCUGUCUGUAUAAUUAAUAUGAUUCUGUCAUUUCUAAAUAAUAUGUCUGUUUUCCAAAUAGUGGAGGGUUUUGUACAGUUUUGGGUCUGUGCGAUAAUUUGUUUUUGGAGCAAACUGGUGCCUUCUGUUGGACAUGGAUGGAGGAUUUGAAUGCUGGGAGAUGGACGUCUGUUUUUCCUCUUUCUGUGUCCAAAACAAUUUAAAUGUUUAUCCCCCCCACCCCACCACCACCAUCUCUGUCCUGACUCACUGUAUGUACCCCAUCAAUGUAAAAUUAUGGAAACUCCAAAGAAUUAUGAAACUUCAACUAAAAAUAAAUGUAUAUUGUUUCAUUUGAA
Messenger RNA from Oryzias latipes (Japanese medaka), 5073 nucleotides. Its product is annotated as unconventional myosin-Ic. Gene Ontology annotation, molecular function: microfilament motor activity; ATP binding; actin filament binding. Gene Ontology annotation, cellular component: myosin complex; microvillus; actin cytoskeleton. NCBI's taxonomy places the organism in Eukaryota, Metazoa, Chordata, Actinopteri, Beloniformes, Adrianichthyidae. The record is from RefSeq and is a predicted model, not a curated record. Gene Ontology annotation, biological process: endocytosis; actin filament-based movement; actin filament organization.